Molecule: messenger RNA, 2835 nt
Organism: Tripterygium wilfordii
Lineage: Eukaryota; Viridiplantae; Streptophyta; Magnoliopsida; Celastrales; Celastraceae
Exons: 3
Coding region: 1-2835 (944 amino acids)
Biological process (GO): DNA integration
Molecular function (GO): nucleic acid binding; RNA-DNA hybrid ribonuclease activity
Source: RefSeq, a predicted model, not a curated record
AUGGCAGUGUCAGAGCAUGCCGUCAGUGCCGUAAUCCUGAGAGAAGAAAAGAAGGUCCAGUACCCAAUCUACUAUGUAAGCAAGACACUGUUAGAUGCUGAAACUAGGUACUCACCCCUGGAAAAGCUUCUCUUGGCAUUGGUAAUGGCUUCUAGAAAGUUGAACCACUAUUUCCAGGCAUACCCAGUGGAAGUGGUGACAGAAUAUCCAUUGAAGACCUUGUUAGGGAAAGCGGACAUGUCUGGAAGGGUUGCCAAAUGGUCAGUCGAAUUGGCUCAAUAUGAUUUGAAGUUCGUCGCAAGGACUGCCAUUAAAGCGCAAGUUUUAGCUGAUUUUGUUGCCGAGUUCACCAUAGAGCAACGACUUGAAAAAGCCAACCAGAUAUGGAAGGUACAAGUAACUCCUUCGCAUCUUUGGAAAUUGCAAGUUGAUGGUUCUUCAACAAGACGAGGAUCCGGAGCAGGAAUUGUGCUAGUAGCACCGGAAGGAGAAGUAUUGGAAAUGGCUAUACGAUUAGGGUUCCCAGCAACAAAUAAUGAAGCAGAGUAUGAGGCCUUGUUUCAAGGAGUCCAGAAUGCUCUAAGACUUGGGGCCAAGGAGUUGGUGAUUUAUUCCGAUUCUCAAUUGGUAGUCAAUCAACUCACUGGACUCUACAGUGCCAGGACGGCAACUAUGGCAGCUUACAUGGAAAAAACUAAACAGUUGCUCGACCGACUUCAUGACUAUAAGGUAAUACAAAUUCCAAGGGAGCAGAAUGACCACGCCGAUGCUUUGGCUACCCUUGCGUCGGCCGACCAACUAGGGGUGAAGAGGGUUAUACAAGUGCAGGUGCUCGAACGACCAAGCAUAGAUGAGAUGCCAGAAGAGAUACGAUGCGCUGAAGAGCAGGCGCCAAGUUGGAUGGAUCCCAUCAUUGCUUACCUAAAGGAUGGCAUUCUUCCCGAAGAUAAGAAAGAAGCCAGAAAAUUGGCAGUCAAAGCAGCACGCUUCUGGUUGUCUCCUGAUCAGAAGCUCUAUAAAAAGUCUUUCUCAGGUCCAUAUUUAUUAUGUGUUCACCCAGCAAGAGUAGAGGACUUGUUGUUUGAGAUUCAUGAAGGCUCUUGUGGAGCACAUGCUGCGGGAAGGACACUUGCAUUUCGAGCAAUUACCCAAGGCUUUUGGUGGCCGUACAUGCAGAAGGAUGCUUUGCAGUACGUAAAAAAGUGUGAAAAGUGUCAGAAGUUCGCACCAAUCCCCCACCAACCGGCUGGUGAUCUUUGUCCUCUUACAAGUCCAUGGCCUUUUGCCCAAUGGGGGUUGGAUAUUAUUGGACCACUCCUGCGGGCUACUGGCAAUAGAAGAUUCUUAAUUACUGCCACUGACUAUUUUACGAAAUGGAUCGAGGCAAGGGCUCUGGCAGCAAUCCGAGAUAUAGAAACAAGGAAGUUUGUUUGGGAAAAUAUCAUAACAAGGUUUGGAAUCCCUCAUGCCUUGAUUAGUGAUAACGGAACUCAAUUUUCAAGCAGAAGCAUCCAACAAGACAUUUUAGACGGAAUUAAGAAAAGAUUGGAGUCUUCCAAAGGAAGGUGGGUAGAAGAACUUCCGUCAGUAUUAUGGGCAUACCGAACCACUCCUCGCAGGUCUACGGGAGAAUCUCCAUUCGUGCUUGCUUAUGGAACGGAGGCUGUCAUUCCUUUAGAAAUAGGGCUUCCAACUCUCCGAACGCAAGUAUUUGAAGAAGGCAACAAUGAUUUGGCAAUGGAAAGAAAUUUGGAUUUGCUGCAGGAGAGAAGGGAUCGGGCCAUGGUGCGGCUGGCUGCUUACCAACAAGUGUUGUCCCGAUCCUAUAAUAAAAAUGUUAGGGCAAGAAGCUUUGAAAUUGGGGACUUCGUUUUACGAAAAGUCUUAUCUCAAACUAAGGAUCCAACUGAUGGAAAGUUGGGUCCAAAUUGGGAAGGACCUUUCCAAGUCAUAGCACGGGUUGGCCAAGGAGCCUACAAGCUAGUUAGGCAGGAUGGCAAAGCUGUCCACGGAACUUGGAAUAUCUCCAACCUAAGGAGAUUUUAUGUACAAGUUGGGACUCAUAGAUCAUCACUAAGAGGCGGUUGGAAAGGAGGCAAGAAGUUACUUGCGGUUGACAAAGAGGCUAAGUUACUUACGGUUAAAAAGGACCAGAAGUUACUUCAGAACUGUCAUUCAACCGUCUCUGCAGUUACUCCACACGUCUCGGCUGUUAUUCAUCACAGUUCAACCGUCUUAUCACUUCCACCUAUAAAUGGACAAGAGAAAAGUACAGAGAGAUGGGGAAAAAGAAAGAAACAACAAUUCAUAAUGAGUUCUUCCUCACGUUCCACCAAUGUUCCACCAAAGAAGAGGUCUAUGAUAGAGAACGAGGAGGAUGACGAAUUGGUCAAUCCUAAACAUCCAGCAGGAGCCUCCCUCCAGAAGAAAGCUAAGUUGGAAUAUCAAGAAGAGGAUGAGGAUAUGAUCAUCCUUGAGCAACCGAUAAACCAUCCACUGACGCAGGUGAUUGAAAUUGAAGAUGAUGAAGAUGACGAAGAACUGAAGGUUCUCGAUUCAUUCCUAACCAGCAAUGUGGAAGAGCAAGUCGAGGACCUUAAGGAACAAUUACAGUAUAUGAAGAGGGAAUUCCAGACUGCUGACAAUUGCAACAAAGAGCUUCUAGGCGCUCUGCGAACUGUUCAACACUCACUCAUCCAGAUAUGUGACAUGGCCUGGGUGGCGGCAAUGGCUCAAGACCCACAAAGGCUCCGGAUGUCUCUUCUGGACCUCUCAGCCCGUGUUAAAUCUAUUUUAGACAGGGCGAUGGUAGUUCUAGCAAGUUGGUCCAUUUAA